Molecule: messenger RNA, 3822 nt
Organism: Oncorhynchus nerka (sockeye salmon)
Lineage: Eukaryota; Metazoa; Chordata; Actinopteri; Salmoniformes; Salmonidae
Gene: trak1a
Product: trafficking protein, kinesin binding 1a
Exons: 17
Coding region: 156-3176 (1006 amino acids)
Biological process (GO): endosome to lysosome transport; vesicle transport along microtubule; neurogenesis
Cellular component (GO): mitochondrion; dendrite; cytoplasmic vesicle
Molecular function (GO): GABA receptor binding; myosin binding
Source: RefSeq, a predicted model, not a curated record
CUCUAUGUCCAUCCCUCCCUCCCUUCUAUCUCUAUGUCCCUCCCUCCCCUCUAUCUCUCUCUCUCCCUCCCGCUCCUCUUCGCCCUGCCCUUUCCUGGAGAAGUGGAACAUGUAAAGUUGAGGUGAGAGGACACGGAGUAGGGGGCAGAGGAGCCAUGAAUGUGUGUAACAGUACUGAUCUUCCAGAGGUGGAGAUCAUCAGUCUGCUGGAGGAGCAGCUGCCCCACUACAAGCUGAGAGCAGACACCAUCUACGGGUAUGACCACGACGACUGGCUCCACACCCCUCUCCUCUCCCCUGACACCAACCUGGACCUCACCGUGGAGCAGAUUGAGGAGACUCUGAAGUAUUUCCUUCUAUGUGCUGAAAGAGUGGGCCAGAUGACUAAGACGUACAGUGACAUAGAUGCUGUUACUCGUCUGCUUGAAGAGAAAGAACGGGACUUGGAGCUCGCCGCCCGCAUCGGCCAGUCACUGCUGAAGAAGAACAAAACCCUCAGUGAGAGAAAUGAGUUCCUGGAGGAGCAAGUGGAGCACAUUCGAGAGGAGGUUUCUCAGCUGCGCCAUGAUCUGUCUAUGAAAGAUGAGCUUCUCCAGUUCUACACUAGUGCAGCAGAGGAGAGUGAAGGAGAUUCGUCCACCUGUACCCCCAUCCGCCACAAUGACUCCACACUGUCGGUGCCAAGAUACUUCCCCCUGGACUCACUGCAGAAGAAACUCAAAGACCUGGAGGCAGAGAACAUCUCUCUCAGAUCAGAGGCCAGUCACCUGGAGACGGAGACAGAGGAGUACGAGGAGAAGGAGCAGCAGCUGGUCAACGACGUCGUCAAAGAGCUGAGAGAUGCCAACCACCAGAUGUCCACCCUGGCGGAGGAGCUGGCGAGGAAGACGGACGACGGGUCUCGCCAGCAGGAGGAGAUCACACACCUCCUGUCCCAGAUCGUAGACCUGCAGAAGAAGUCCAAGUCUUAUGCAGUGGAAAACCAAGAGCUCACCCAGCAUCUAGGGGCUGCCAAAGAUGCCCAGCGCCAGCUCACUGCUGAGCUGAGGGAGUUGGAGGAUAAGUAUGCAGAGUGUAUGGAGAUGCUCCAUGAGGCCCAGGAAGAGCUGAAGAACCUCCGGAAUAAAUCACUACCUCUCAGUACACCCCGACGCUUCCACUCCCUGGGCCUGUUCCCUAUGGUGUCAGAUGUUAACAGCAUUGUUUAUGCCGAGGGGGACUCUCUAGCUGCUGAGAUUGAGGGCACCAUGAGGAAGGGGCUGGCUAUGGAUGACCCGGAAGUGGAAGAGCAGAAGUUGCACCCCAAGCGUGUGUUUGAGACUGUGAAAAACAUUAACCUGAUGCGUCAGCGCUCCUCUCUGGCCCCGUCUCCCAUGAACAUCCCCGGCUCCAACCUGUCGUCCUGUCUGAACUCUGGCCGCUCCAGCUGCCUGUCCACGCCCCGCUCCAGCCUGUACGGAGGAGAUAUGGGGAGCAUCCUCAGAGACAACCACACCAACAGCUUCAUACUGGAGACGCCUGACCACAGUAUGGAUGACUCCAACAAGAAACCAGGGACCCCUGGAACGCCGGGCUCUCAGGAUCUGGAAGCAGCCCUGCGACGUCUCUCCCUGCGGCGGGACAACUACCUGAGCGAGCGGCGGUUCUUCGAGGAGGAGAGGGAUCGGAAGCUCCAGGGGCUGGUGGAGAAGGGAGAGGUGUACAACGGCAGUAUGACCCCCACAGAGAGCAUCAUGUCCCUGGGAGGAACCCACCCCUCUUCCAUCUGGUCUGGGUACUCCUUCAGCUCCCGCUCCUACCUGCCGGAGAAGCUGCAGAUCGUCAAGCCACUGGAAGGCUCGGCCACCCUGCACCAGUGGCAGCAGCUGGCCCAGCCCAACCUGGGUGGCAUCCUGGACACGCGGCCUGGUGUGGUCACUAAGGGCUUCCGUCCUCUGGAACUAGACCUGGAGCACAUGUACCUGUUCACUGACUUUGAGGAGGAGGACUUUGAGGUAGUGGAGGAGUCUGACCACCUGUCUGUCUCAGGCUCUACCCCCGGCUGUAGUGGCAUCUCCAUCCUCAGCCGGCAGGGCCUCCGUACCCGCUCCUCCUCCUGCUCCUCCUCCUGUAGCGGCAGAUCCAUCAACAACAACCUUCCAGAGGGCGAGACCGGCCCAGGCAGCACAUCACUGUCGUCCCCUGCACCUCCAGACAGAGAGAACCAGGAGAACCAGGAUCAGGCUGCAGCCGCUGACGGGGUGUCUGCCCACUUCCCUGGUAAAUGCAUGUCCAACACCAGCUCCACCUAUACCUUCACCACCUGUCGGAUCAUGCACCCCUCAGACGAGCUGACCAGAGUCACCCCCAGCCUUAUGUCGGGCCCUACUGCCUCCUGCGUCAUGACCAGCAGCAGCAGCGUCAGAUCUACCCCCUGCUCAACUCCUUGCACCCCGCGCCGCCUCAGCCUGGCAGCCGAGUCCUUCACCAACCUGAGAGACUCCACCAAGACCAUGAGCACUAGUGGAGGUCUGGUGCGGCUCCUCCAGGAGCGAGGCAUCUCUGCAGCAGUCUACAACCCUCAGAGCUGGGACCGGGCAGACUGUAGCACCUCCAUCCCCACUGGGGGGGUACUGUCGCUUCUACCGCCGCGGCCCCCCGACACCCUACCCUCCACGCCACCCAACUCCCCAACCCACCGCUCCCUCUGUGCCAAACCCAGCAGCCCCGUGGGCCCCUUCGAACUCAGUCCCAGCGCCCCGCCCUAUGACAACUUCCUGGCAUCGAAGCCGGCCAGCUCCAUCCUGAAGGAGGUGAGGGCAGAGGCCCAGAGCAGUGAGUCAGCAGACAGCGAGUGUCAGACUGACGUCAGCGUCCACAAUCUGAAGCUGGUGGACAAGCUGAAGCGCUUCAGCGUGGCUGGGGCUGGCCCCUCUUUAUCAGGGGCCACGGGGCCCACCAUGCUGGGGCCCCUCAGCGGCCUCCACCGCCCUUCCCACUUCUGCCCUUCUGUGGUGACCAGUCCCAUAGGGGGCCUCGGCCCCGCUCUGAACGCAGGCAUCCGCCGUAACCGCAGCUACCCGGCCAUGGUAGGGGCCGGCAUGGCUAUGAAGGGCCCGGGGCCCCAAAGCCCCACAGACAUGCUCCUGGCUUCUUCCUCCAAGCUCCCCAGACAGACUAGUCUCAAUGAUGGGUGAAUGAAUGUUGACUUUUCUCUUCUGUCUGUCACCUGUCAGAUGAGUUGGAUGUAUAUAUAGCUGCUGUAUGAGUCCCCGGUCUGUGACAAAUCAACUCUGUGCCUGAAAGAGAUGCCCUUUCUUUUUACAGUGCAUUUUGUAUCAAUGCUAAUUAUUUUGUCUUCCUUUCUUUCUCUAUUCUGUCUCGCUCUCUCUUCUCUCCUGUCCUCUUUCUCUAUUCUGUCUCUCUCCCCUCUCCUGUCCUCUUUCUCUAUUCUGUCUCGCUCUCUCUCCUCUCCUGUCCUCUUUCUCUAUUCUGUCUCUCUCUCUCCUCUGUCCUCUUUCUCUAUUCUGUCUCUCUCUCCUCUCCUGUCCUCUUUCUCUAUUCUGUCUCUCUCUCCUCUCCUGUCCUCUUUCUCUAUUCUGUCUCUCUCUCCUCUCCUGUCCUCUUUCUCUAUUCUGUCUCGCUCUCUCUCCUCUCCUGUCCUCUUUCUAUUCUGUCUCGCUCUCUCCCUCUCCUGUCCUCUUUCUCUAUUCUGUCUCGCUCUCUCUCCUCUCCUGUCCUCUUUCUCUAUUCUGUCUCUCUCUCUCUCCUCCUGUCCUCUUUCUCUAUUCUGUCUCGCUCUCUCUCCUCUUCUGUCCUCUUUCUCUAUUCUGUCUCUCUCUC